GAUAAACUUAUUAAAUAGGUAAAAUACUAUGGCUCCGCCUUCGAUUCAGCAGUGUGGGCUUCCAGUCGCAAUUGUUGGAAGUGGAAGCGGGGGAAGAGCUCCUGCAGUCGAACAGUUUUUGCACAGAGUAUUUUCUCCGCCACCAAGUUUCAGUUACCAUUGUGAUUCCUCAGCAGAAAAUGUGUCGAAAAAGCGACUGACUCUGGAAACUCUAGAGGGCUUUAUCGAAAAAAGUUUGAAGCAAAAUAAUACUCAAUUGGAAAAUGAACAGAAUGAGCACAUAUCUGAAGAAGAUAACGAGGGUCGUGUUUUCGGAAACAGUGAUGCCUACGUACUUCUGGACCGAAAACUCACUCAUGGAAACUUCUUCUUCGAGCACGACCAACUUGGAGUGACUAGUCUGUCAAACUUUUCGACCAUCACUGCCAAUGCAUGUGUUUUCAAGGGCAAAUGGGUCUAUGAAGUGAUGCUGGGAUCGAAAGGUCUCAUGCAAAUCGGAUGGUGCACCACUAAGUGUGUCUUCUCGCCGCAAGAGGGCGUCGGAGACACUCCCAAUUCGUAUGCGUACGACGGCAACAGAACCAGAAAAUGGAACAUGAAUACGCAGAAAUACGGAGAGUCAUGGAGCUCGGGUGAUGUCAUUUCGUGCACGAUUGAUUGUGACGAGGGCCAAAUUGGGUUCUAUAGGAAUGGGAAGUAUCUGGGAGUGGCCUAUGAUAACAUAACACUGGGUCCGGGGUUCGCCUAUCUGCCGGCUAUAUCUCUCUCUGUACAUGAAUCUGUGAGGUUGAACUUUGGCUCCAGUCCCCUCAAGUACCCAAUAGAGGGUCACAGACCACUUCAGGAUCCUCCAAAUGCGCAGCUGCAACAAGCUUCUCUUCUCGUGAAAUAUCUGGAACGUCUUUUGACCGCGAAUACUGCCAAUACGCCACAACCUCAGCAGCAGAACGCGAAUACGGAAGGACAGUAUCAACCUACAAAAGACGCAAUCAGUCAGAGCAUCAAAAUAAUAGUGGCCAGUCAGAUAUUUGACAAACUAGCGCCUUUGUUCUACAGCGCCUACGUUACAGAAGCAGUGUUGCUGAAAAUGCUAUUAAAGUUCUGUAAUGCGAGCAGACACACGGGACUGCAGCCAUUUGUGGAUCGAAUUCUCCAGCUCAUGUGGACUUGUUUAGAAGAGGAAGACAUAAAAGUGUGCAUGAUGAAUCUAUUUUCCAUCAUUCUGAACAGCUACAGAUUCUCGCAAAUCACAGUCGAUUUGAAAAAUCAACUGACCUAUUUGGUGCUUCUGUUGUCAUUGCUGCGUCACGCGCCAACGAGACACUUAGCGUUGGAUUUCAUUCUAUGGGACAUUGUACAGUUUCCUCUUUUCAUGCACAUCAAACCCCCUGAUGAUCCGGUAUUGGAGCAACUGAUUCCUGAUGUCUGGUGGGACAAAACGGACAAGUCCAGCAAGGAGCAGAAGUAUAGCGCCGAUUUCACAAACUUGGGACCGGAGUUCGCUCCAAUCGAUUCUGCGACAAGUGAAGACGAAAGUGAAGCUCGAGAGAAGCAGGCAUAUUUGAGACACUGCUCAGCGUUGAAAACUAAAGUGGGCGAAAUCGAAGAGAUUCAAGUGGAGAUCUUGAAGCUUCUCAUGAGUGACUCAGAUGCCGGCGAGACGUCGUCGGGGAAAACCUCCCGUUCUGUUUUCGUGAUCAAGCUACGCGAGUUUCUCUACUCGUGUCAAAAGGGUCAGAAGUUUGCGCCAUCGCCCUGUCCACUUCCGGUGACGCUAUGUUUUAUGCACCGACUGACUAAGGCACUGAGGUUCUACUGGGACGCAUAUGCGAAUAAUAACCCCACAUGUGUGGGGUCGAAUGAAGCAUUUGUUCCAGUGUGGAUUUUCACGGCAAGCACAAAGAAGUCAAAGGAAAGCGAAGGUGAAGGCAAAUCUUCAAAUCAGAAAGUGAUGACGGAGCGACUUGGAGGAGUUCUGGCCCAUGUCAGAAAGACAGUUCAUGUGAGCGAAAGUCUGGCUCACUCCGAAAUUGCUCCGUCGCAUAACGAACUGCUGGAGAUUCUGGACUGUGCCAUCAUGCUGUACCAAUUGGCCUCUCACAAACAGCUCAUGAAAAUGUCCGAAUUGAGAGAGAAUUUCAGGGAAAUGUCGUGCGCAUUGAACGAAACGUGUCACAAAUUGCACAUGUGUGAGGUGGAAAACAGUGAGAUAGAAGUUAGAGAAGAACUUCUGAAUUCGAAAGAAGUGCUCAAGACGAAGGUAGUGGAGAAUUCACGCCAGUUGUCCUGGCUGAUUGCUGUCGUAUUUUCGAAAGAAAAGCAGGAAGACGUUCAUUGGUUGCUCAGAUGUUCCUUGGCGACUAUGAGAAAGGCAGGUUACCAUGGCAACGCCUAUUCCUAUUUGCCUGAAUAUUAUGUGGAUGUAGUGUUGGAUGCUUACAAAGCUUUGACAAGAUAUUUCUCCUUCGUCGCUCCUUUCGAAGGAUCCCAAAGAUACAUUUCGACCCUGAACGAGAUGGCUUUCUUCCUCGCGUACAACUUCUCGGAGGCUGGAGGAUCCUUUAUAGUGAACAGUGAUGUGAAGGACAGCAUCAUUCAGUCUCUGGCAUGCUUCGUAUGCUACCCGGAAUCUCUCAAGAGUCUCGAACAGAUGUCCUUGACGAUGAGGAAAUCCAUGAUCAGGACACUACUGUCGCCCUACGAGUCACGCUCAUGGCCCCAGAUCAACUGGAUCUUGGUGCGUUUAUGGAAGGGGUGUGGCUUCGGCUAUCGAUAUGCCUUCCCACCCCAUAUGAGUCCCGUUCGACUGAGACACUACACUCAAGACUACGACAGCGCAUCCUUUCAACGACCAUGCCCAUCUCCGGUGUUCCAACAACAUGUGGCCGAGCAGCUGACUCAAGAUGACGAAUCCAUGCAGCAGUUCAUAAACAGUGUAUUGAACCAACUCAACUGGGCUUUCUCAGAGUUCCUCACCCAACUCUCCGAGAUCCAGACAUCCCCUCUCUCCGCAUCUGCUGCCGCCUCAUCGGAGAGCUCCAAUGGGAUGAAUGAGAACAGGAGGAAGCACAAACUGGUGGCCACCUGUUUUGACCUCUCGGUUGGGCUGUUGAGGGUGAUCGAGUUGAUAGUUGCAGUGGCGCCGCAGCUAUUCACAGAUCCGAACAGACCCAACUCCGAAUUGCUCCUCAAGAGACUCAUGCAGCUACUUAGCCAGGUGUUCUGUCGCGUGACAUCUCAGACAGGUGCGUUCCAACAAGUUAUUCGCAAGAAGAAGUUCGGGUCUCUCGAUUCAGUUGACAACUACCCCAUUCUCACAGCCACUGCCGGAAUCCUCACCAGACUCGCCUUCCAGACGCCGGCCAAGGGGCGCGAAGUGGCUAUCAACGCCUUGUUUAACGAGGCUUCUUUCACUCUGGAGUCGCUGGAGUUUAUGGUGCCCAAAAGCGGAGGAGCUGCAGUAUGCGAGGGGGAAGAUCGAAUGGGAGGAGAGGUGUCCUCAAAUAAGUUUUCGUUUUGCAAUUAUGAAGAGAUAUCGGCAGAAGAGAUUGAGCAGAUUCAAAAGUUGGUUCACAUUCUAAAGACGGAGAAAGACUCGGCGGGCUCUGCGAUCUCCAUGAUUGGACGAAGAGUGAUCGCGGACGAAGAACUGUGUCCGAUCUGCUGUGCUUCUGAAAUCAGUGUAGCUUUUGAGCCCUGUGGCCACACGUCUUGUAAGUCCUGCAUCCAGCACCAAUUAAUGAACAGGAACGAGUGCUUCUUCUGCAAGCGACCAGUUGAGAAGUUCUCAAAGAUAGAAAAGGCAGCUGUAAUCGCCGCUAAUGAUAUGAGCAAGCCGCCGCCUCUUUCUCCUAGAGACACAGGAGGCUCAUCUACCUCUUAAAUAAACUGCAGGUGAUCAUAUUAGAGUAGGUGGUUUUGUAAGGGGCAACCUUUUUUUCCGGGAAAAUAAAUGGAAGUUGCUUGAAAACACGAUGCAGUUAGUAAUAGUCAUUAGAAAAUUGAUAUUUUAUAAUUAAUAUUUGUUCAGUACGGCGUGCGUACCCUACUCAAAUCAGACGUUGAAGUUCGAAUGAUUGUUGCUUAUUUGGUUUUUGCAUCUCCCAAUAGCUAUAUAUGUUUAACAUGCCACCUACUCAUAUUUAAUGCGAUUAGUUAUUUCGAUUGCUCAAAUGAAACUUGAUGAGGAUUGAUACAAAACAAAUGUAUUUUUGAAGAUUAUAAGGUCAUAACCUUUACUCUGCUUCGAAUUAACUUAGUUAUUCUUUUAAAUAUAAAUAAAA
This is a messenger RNA of Symsagittifera roscoffensis, 4283 nucleotides long. RefSeq names its product E3 ubiquitin-protein ligase RNF123-like. The coding region runs from base 29 to 3883 and encodes 1284 amino acids. Gene Ontology annotation, molecular function: protein binding; ubiquitin-protein transferase activity. The transcript has 10 exons. Gene Ontology annotation, cellular component: cytoplasm. NCBI's taxonomy places the organism in Eukaryota, Metazoa, Xenacoelomorpha, Acoela, Convolutidae. The record is from RefSeq and is a predicted model, not a curated record.